UUGAAAUGGUGUGAAGGCAGCUGGCCGCCUGUAAGCCAAGAGAAGAUACAAAUCCCGGCUUCACUCGGCUCCCUCCGUCUGUGUUCGGCAGAAGUCGGAGCCAAGUCGCCGGGUGUCACCAGUCGUCGCCCCUCGCCGGACUCUCACUUUCUUUUGCACGAUGACGACCGCCAGGGCCGCCUGUGUGCUGCGGACAGUUUUCUUUGCGAUGUUUCUCACAUUUUCGGGUUGUUUGUCACAGAUUCACGAACUCAAUAAGGAAAGUGUGGAAGAGUUCCGCAAAAACAAGCUGCUGGUCGUCAUAUUUGUUGACAGCCCAACCUGCACACGAUGCCGGAUUCUCUUCCCCUUCUUCGUGGCGGCGUCACAGGCCUUCCCACGUGACCCCGAGAUUUUCUUCGCGCGCGUGCACGACAAGCGCUUGGUGCAGGAAUGGGGCAUCGCCGAGCUGCCAGCACUUAUUUUCUACCGAGAUGGCAUCGAGGAUCACGAUUUCUUUUUGGUGGAUGUGACGGUUGAUGAAAUUCUCGACGAGAUCGCGAGGAGACUUCAUGGCAACUACAGGGCGGUGGAGCGGAAAUACGCCGUGGAGGUCACCGCCCACAACUUCCAGGAAAUUGUCAAGACACCGAGACAGAGCGUUCUCUUACUUACCUACAACAAAGACACGCAGGAGGCGGUGAGCAUCAUGGAGAACGUGGCCAAGGUCUUCCGCAACGAUGACGCGAUCUUGAUAUGUAAGCUGAAUGUGGACAAGGAGGCAGCACUGCGGGACAGCCAGUACAAGUCCAGGGAUGUACCCGCGGUCUUCUGGUACCACGCUAGCGACAAAAGUGUGGCCAAGCGGUUUGGCGGCAACAUCUCCAUCUACAUGCAGACAAACUUCAUCAACCAACAAACAGGACUCGACCGGAAUAUAGACGGCAGCAUGAAAGAUACGUCAGGGCGAAUCCGUCAGUUUGAUGUGGCGCUGGCUGAGCAUGCUGAUCACGUGCUGCAGGCUGACCCGGAAGUUCUGGGGCGGCUCAUUAAACAGUUCGCAAGCGAAAAGUCACAGCUGGAGCGACAACACAAAGAAUUCGCCGACUACUACAUCUACCUGCUGCAGAAGACGAGGGCAAGCGGCAAGCUGGACAAAAUGAUGUCUCUCAUCAUGGACCUCAACAAGAAGCUUGACGAAAGUGAAGAUCUACUCCCUAAACAAGAAGACUCCCUGAGGAGGAAGAGAAACAUCCUCAUCUACUUCGGAAACUUACAAGAUGAAGCGGAGAAACUGAAACGAGAGAAAGAGGCGGAAGAGAAGAAACAGAAAGACAAGGAGAAGGCCGAAGAAGAGAAGCAGAAACGCGUGAAAGAGGAAGAAGAAAGAAAGAAGAAAGAAGACGAUUCCAAGAAGACCAAGGCGAUCCCCUCGCUGAAGAAGAUGGGCCAGCCUCCCCAGUACACCGCCCAAGCCACCAUCCACAAGCGCAGCAUCGAGGAGCUGUAGGCCUGACCAGGUGCGACAGGUGCAAUGGCGGCAUCACUUUGAUCAGUCGGUGUCACGGGUUCCAAACGGCUGUAGUUUCACAAAAUUUGUCUCAUUUCAUAUUGUUAGUCCAUCUGAUGAAUUGUAAUAAGGUCACUGACACGAUCACUGUGUGGGCAUCAUACAUUGCAGACAGUGUUGUUGUUGUUGUUGUUAGCAGUGGUCCGACAGUUCACUGACCUCAGGGCUCCAUUGACGACCACGUGUCAUCCGUGCGACUGUUAUUUUAUUUUUGUCGCCAGCUUUGUCAUGGGCCACAGACCACCAAUCGUCUCAACAGUACAUGUGUUGUUACUAUGUUUAAAAAUCUCUUCUAUUCACCGCAAGCGACUGUUUUGGUCAUCAGACUGAGAGGCAAACUUGUUUCAAGUGUUAUUAACGGAUGAAGACUUGUUGUGAUUACACUUACUGUGGCGUCUGCCUGACAUGCGCAGUACAUGUGACUGUAGUCUCACGGGCGAGGGAAAGGUUGGGGGAAGCACAUCUCCAUCUCUAUCAGAACUUAGUGAUCAGAUUUGGCCUUUGACCCUUGGCGUGCAGCCUGCGCACCGUACACAGCGACAUUGUAUCACGAGGCUGCUGGUCGUUAGUACUAGAGACAACGAAAUGUAUGUGAUGUUUGUCAUAGAGUUUUUCAAUAAAUAAAUAAUCUUUUCCUUUCUA
Molecule: messenger RNA, 2191 nt
Organism: Pomacea canaliculata
Lineage: Eukaryota; Metazoa; Mollusca; Gastropoda; Architaenioglossa; Ampullariidae
Product: protein disulfide isomerase-like 2-2
Exons: 12
Coding region: 161-1489 (442 amino acids)
Source: RefSeq, a predicted model, not a curated record